Messenger RNA from Nothobranchius furzeri (turquoise killifish), 3665 nucleotides. Its product is annotated as AN1-type zinc finger protein 5. NCBI's taxonomy places the organism in Eukaryota, Metazoa, Chordata, Actinopteri, Cyprinodontiformes, Nothobranchiidae. The record is from RefSeq and is a predicted model, not a curated record. Gene Ontology annotation, molecular function: zinc ion binding; DNA binding.
AAGGGAAUGUAGGAGGUAAAAAUACAGACCCUUUCAUCUGAAACGUUCUGAUCUGUUCAUCUUGCUGAAGAGAUCAAGAUGACGUCAUGGUCGUUGUUUCUAAUGUCGGGAGCUCGAGCUGGGUUGAAGGCCGCUUGCUCAGCUGGGACACAAUUUGUUCAAAUCUGAGGCUCAAGGUCGCUGACAGUUACCGGUACCUUGGAUUUCAGGAAUAUCCUCUCCCAGUCCCCUUUCCCCUCUGAGAGCAUGGCUCAGGAGACCAAUCAGACGCAAGUGCCAAUGCUUUGCACUAUGGGGUGUGGUUUCUAUGGAAACCCCCGCACCAACGGCAUGUGCUCUGUCUGCUACAAGGAACACCUGCAGAGACAACAGGGAGGUGGCCGAUCCAGCCCUCCAGGAGAAAAGGCUGCUACAUCACCAUCAGGAUCACCGACAUUAGCUAGUUUGACUGUGGACACCACAACCUCAGAGCUCAGUACAGAAGUAGCAGGAACCCCACCAGAGGAACAAACGCCUAGUCCUAGCUCCCCAAGUCCAGUUACUGAACAGAUGACGGCAAUGAGCAUCUCCCAAGAUUCAGGAACUGUGGAUUCAGAUCGAGCAGAAAAUAAGGAAGGAGAAGAGGAGGGUACGUCCAGCAGCGCCGAUCCUGUGGGUGAAGGAGCACAAGCCUCUGACGGUGAACAAACUCCUGAUAAAAACAAGAAAGCAAACCGAUGCUUUUCUUGCCGAAAGAAAGUGGGCCUUACUGGUUUUGACUGUCGCUGUGGUAACGUUUUCUGUGCCAUUCACCGUUACUCUGACAAACACGACUGUCCCUACGAUUACCGGAGUGCAGCGGCUGCACGCAUACGCAAGGAGAAUCCCAUCGUGGUGGCUGAGAAAAUUCAGAAGUUAUGAGGACCAAGUGCAAUAAAAAGUCUCUCUGACUUUGUGAAUUUGACUAGUGGCGACUCGGAUGGAAACACCUGAUAUCAUGGCUUCAUUAGUUCAUGGUAGUCUAGGGCGGGCGGGGUGGGAUGAAGUGAUUGCAACAAAUACCCGGACACUCUCCUUAAACCCCCUCCCUCUCUCUCCGUGUGUGUGUGUGCGUGUGCUUGCGUGCGUGCGCUCGAGAGUUAGGGAGAGAGCUGUAGGGGCUUGGUGGACAUUUGUAUAGCUGUGGGGAGGGAAGCCAUUUUAAUUUUACCUUAUUUUUUCAUGGAGUGAACGCGAGAGGUCAAUUUUUGUACAAUUCUUGUGUUGUUGCGAUGACAUUGGGAAAAAGAUGGUAAGGGAAUGUGCCACAGCCUGAAUAUGAUACAGAGGAACAUUAGAAGGGUUUAGAAUCACACAAACAUACAGAUUUCCUGUGUCAGACCUUUUAAGGGCUUUGGAAUAGAAAUGUCUCGUGGACAGAUACAUUCUGUCAGCUUCUUAUUAUUAAAUCAAUUUUUUCUUUCUUUUAACUCCUUUACUCUAUAGAUUACCACACAUUGAACCCCCAAAGGCUCUGCGUUUUCCUGAAGUCUAUAUUGAUUCAUUUGGGAAUCGGGUGCAUGAUAGUGGGAGGGGAGGGGGGGGGGGGGGGUGAGAACCUUGACAUAACUGAGUGAAUGAAUUAUCUUAUUUCCUUUGUUUUAAUGAGUGUAUGACAUCAGAAGAUCUAUAUUAAUAUAUUCUAGUUAGCUUGAAUUGUGUGAUUGCAUUCUAUUUAUUUUAUAUUGUUUGGCUGGUCUGUGCUGGAGGAUUGGCAGCAUGUGUCGGCAAAUCAGUAAGGUUUGUACUUAUCGAUUAUGUUGAAGUAAUUCCAUUUUUAUUAUAUAACCACAGAAGUUAAAAUUACAACCCUCUCACUUGAAGUGGAGUCCAGUUUAGCUUUUCCUAUCAAGAUCGUGCAGGUAAAUGUUUUGUUUGUGGAGACGAAAGCACAACAGUCAACUGCAGAGCACAGCCUCUGUGCCACACCAACUUAGUUUCGGUCAGCAUCUUGGUCAUUUUUCAGGUUAUGUGAAGUGUAUACAGAGGGAAAAACAUGCCUUGUUUGAGUGAUGAGACGUUCUGUUUAAGGCGGUGUGCUUUUUCUGUUUUUCGGAGUCCGGGUAAAGCUCCGUGUUGUUCUAACCACCAGCAGACCACUGACGCAUGCUGAAUGAAAACUGACCUGGGUCGCAGUUGCUCUACAUGUAACGUUCUGCUCAGCUGCAGUACAGAUUGUGGCCAUCCCGUGCUUUUACAAUGUGCUCCGAUUCAGACAAGUCCUGUAAAAAGAUUGUUUCUUGCUAGCUUCAUCUAUGAAGAUGGAACUUUCAUGCAUGUUAGCAGUAGAACGGAUGCGUUACUCUGCCGACUGCACAUGUUGAAAUGGAGCUUGAAUGUUCAAAAGGCCACUCAGCAGUAGCACAAUGCAUGGCUGGAACCUUGAGGUUCAAGUUAACUGGACUCUACAGGUGUUUUUUUUUUCAAAUGUAAAUAACAUAAUGCUCUAAUUCAUACAGUAUAAUCUCGAUGUAGAUUUUUGCCAGGUGAUUAAGGUGGUGGAUUAAGGUGAAGAAUAGUACUAAGUGUAUUAAAGUGCUUUUCAUAAUUAUCUUUAUAAAAAAAGUGCCUCAAUGGCACUGCUAUGUUCCCCUAAUUAUUCCCCGUUAUUUAGGUUAUUACAUGUCACAUUCAGUGUUUUCAGUAACAAGCUCGGAGCUCAUAUCCUCACCUGUCUUCUGUUCUACAAACAUAGUUCGAUUAACAAACUCCAAAUUUCAUCUUUCAUUAUUUAAAGCUCCCCUGUAAAUGUUGCUUGAUCAUUUAAUAUUUAUGAUAAAGGAGUAGAAACACUUCAAAGAAUUUGCAGGGUGUGUUGUUUCCAUAAAAGACAGCGUGUUUUGUGCUGGGUGUGUGUAAUGCUUUGCUUGUGGUAAAAGUAUUACACUUUGGGUCUGGGUGGGUUUUGACUCCGUUUGGAUUCCCGUUUGUGUGGAUGAUGUCUCGGCUUGCAAAAACCAAGGUUUUCUACCUGACAGGUUGAGAAUCUGUACACUCUUAACUGUGAUUAAUUUAUUCCUUUGUCCCACACCUAUAGUGGAAAAUGGAAAUUCAGAUGAAGUGGACCUUGAACAGUGAAAAUGUCUAAAUUUGGCACCCCUCACAGGGACUAGUGGUUGGUGCUAGGUGCCUAAUCACAGAAUCCUCAGACUCGCCAGGUUACAAAUGUCUGACUUAACUGCAGGAUGCACGUCCGAUGAUUAGCAUACUGUGUAAAUCUUUGCUUUUAAGAUUUGCACUUGUUCCUAAUGACCGCUCACAUCAGUUCCCAAACUCUCAACGUGAUAUUUUUUAAACAGAUGUGAGCAGCUUGAAUGUAAACCACCACAAUUCACACAAGAGGAUGUCCAUUAAAGUAUCUGGUGCAAGCAUACCUGUGUAUUGAAAAAAAAUAGCUGUUAAUGUCUUCAACAUGCAAGGGUGUUUCCUUACUAAUAAAAACCUGCAAGCUAUGAUUGCUGGUUCACCACAGAGGUAAAUACAAGACCAGAGACCUAGUAUGUCCCUCAGCACUCCAGUCCCCCAGAAACACCGCCUGAUAUUUUUUGUUGGUUCUUGUUUAUUUUAUUUUUUUUUUCAGAGUUAGGAUUGUAUGAUGCAUAAGAAUAAGUGUAAAUCAAUAAAAUCACAAAGUUUAUUUUAAAUUA